Messenger RNA from Marmota monax (woodchuck), 1737 nucleotides. RefSeq names its product BEN domain containing 5 (gene Bend5). Gene Ontology annotation, biological process: negative regulation of DNA-templated transcription. The record is from RefSeq and is a predicted model, not a curated record. Lineage: Eukaryota; Metazoa; Chordata; Mammalia; Rodentia; Sciuridae. Gene Ontology annotation, molecular function: DNA binding. Bases 98 to 1363 code for a protein of 421 amino acids. The transcript has 6 exons.
GCCCGGCAGCGCGGCCCGCGCCCCCCGCCGCGACCCCACCUCUGCGCCCGCCCAGCGGGCUGACCAGCCAGACCGGGGCCCGCCCCCGGCGCCCACCAUGUACGCCUUUGUGCGGUUCCUGGAGGACAACGUCUGCUACGCGCUGCCGGUGUCGUGCGUGCGCGACUUCAGCCCCCGCUCCCGGCUGGAUUUUGACAACCAGAAGGUGUACGCGGUGUACCGGGGUCCCGAGGAGCUGGGCGCCGGGCCCGAGAGCCCCCCGCGCGCCCCCCGCGACUGGGGCGCGCUGUUGCUCCACAAGGCCCAGAUCCUGGCGCUGGCAGAAGACAAAUCUGACCUUGAAAACAGUGUGAUGCAGAAGAAAAUAAAAAUCCCCAAACUUUCCCUCAAUCACAUAGAAGAAGAUGGGGAGGUUAAAGAUUAUGGGGAAGAAGAUUUACAACUUAGACACAUCAAGAGACCUGAGGGGCGGAAGCCGAGCGAAGUGGCGCACAAGAGCAUCGAGGCAGUGGUGGCUCGGCUAGAGAAGCAGAACGGCCUGAGCCUGGGCCACAGCACUUGUCCUGAGGAGGUCUUCGUGGAGGCCUCCCCAGGCACAGAGGACAUGGACAGUCUAGAGGAUGCUGUUGUGCCCCGGGCUCUGUAUGAAGAGUUGCUGCGCAACUACCAGCAGCAACAGGAGGAGAUGCGCCACCUCCAGCAGGAGCUGGAGCGGACUCGGAGGCAGCUGGUGCAGCAGGCCAAGAAGCUCAAGGAGUAUGGGGCACUUGUGUCUGAAAUGAAGGAGCUCCGCGACCUCAACCGGAGGCUCCAGGAUGUGUUGCUCCUACGGCUUGGCAGUGGUCCCGCCAUUGACUUGGAAAAAGUAAAGUCAGAAUGUCUCGAACCAGAGCCGGAGUUACGGAGCACUUUCAGUGAGGAAGCAAAUACGUCGUCCUAUUACCCCGCUCCUGCGCCUGUCAUGGACAAGUAUAUCCUAGACAAUGGCAAGGUCCAUCUGGGAAGCGGGAUUUGGGUUGAUGAGGAGAAAUGGCACCAGCUACAAGUAACCCAAGGAGAUUCCAAGUACACGAAGAACUUGGCAGUCAUGAUUUGGGGAACAGAUGUUCUGAAAAACAGAAGCGUCACAGGAGUCGCCACAAAAAAAAAGAAGGAUGCAGUCCCGAAGCCACCCCUCUCGCCUCACAAACUAAGCAUCGUCAGAGAGUGUUUGUAUGACAGAAUAGCACAAGAAACUGUGGAUGAAACUGAAAUUGCACAGAGACUCUCCAAAGUCAACAAGUACAUCUGUGAAAAAAUCAUGGAUAUUAAUAAAUCUUGUAAAAAUGAAGAACGAAGGGAAGCAAAAUACAAUUUGCAAUAAACUUUGGAUUUUUCAUAAAGCCUUCGCGUUUUUCUUGCGCAGCGUGUGCUUUGCGGACAUGGUGCCGUCUGAGUCAGACUCCAGAGCGCAUGCUGGUAUGCAGGCAGGGAGCCCAUAGGGUUCUGGGGUCAGCGGUUUGUUCUUCACUUGGACUUCCUACUCAAAAGAAGGCAGAGGGAUUUGCUGAGACUUGGGCAGCAGCCCAGGCGCCGACAGUGUGGUCGUGGGGAUGGGAAAGCACUGUGUCCAGAGCGCAGGAGAGCGUCUCUGAGCUGCCUAUCCCUUGACUGGGAUUUGAACUGAUAUUUUUACCACCCAAGGACUUCUGUCUCUGUUCCUCUAUUUUGUUCUAUAAUAAAACUUCAUUAAUUCUU